Messenger RNA from Plasmodium coatneyi, 1545 nucleotides. RefSeq names its product KIR protein. The coding region runs from base 1 to 1545 and encodes 514 amino acids. The record is from RefSeq and is a predicted model, not a curated record. NCBI's taxonomy places the organism in Eukaryota, Apicomplexa, Aconoidasida, Haemosporida, Plasmodiidae. The transcript has 3 exons.
AUGGCACCAACAGGGACAACAACAGAACAAAUUUUAAAGAAGUUACAGUCCUAUAAUUUGUUCUAUGGAACCUUCAAUAACGGUUUGGACGACUGUAGUGACAAGGGUGCCAAGGCUGAACAGUUGAGGGCUGCAUUGAAUGGCAAUUUCUCACAAUGUCAAAAAAUUAUUGACGAUGCUAAAAAAAUCGCGGGCGCAUACUGUUCCGCAUGUUUCAUGAAUAGCACCCAGUACUACAAGAAUGAACCCUGUUAUUUUUUUUAUUAUUGGUUGGGAGAGUUAUUCUUCAAGCAUCGGAGUAAAGAAGACUUAGAUAAUUUCUUAGAAAUAGUUUACAGAACAAUGAGAAAUGUUCCCGAUAGUAAGAAGUGUAAUAUUAAGUACAAAGAUGAGAACAAGCAUAUUUUCGAGCAGAAGAGGAAAGUACAUAUUUUCUCCAGUGACUAUGGAACCAUACAGAGACUUGUAGGAAACUGUAAGCCUACAGAUUGUUCAGAGUAUUUAAAGUAUCUACAGGAUAUUAAAGCAGCAUGUAAGCUUGUGAGUGUAGGUUGCGAUGGAAGUGGGCAUGAAAGUGGUGAAUACUGUAACGAUUAUAAUGAAAAAUAUAAGAACUACUGUGAUAAGAACCUACAGGAACUGAUAGAUCUAUGUAUUGAGCGCAAACAACGCAAACCAAAUCCUAAUCCAAAUCAGGCGGGCAGUUCAGGCAGUUUUUCCGAUAGUGAGGAGGAUGAUUUGGAUGAUUUCCCUUCAAAAUUAGGGUACAGCAGAUUCAACGGGCAAGUAAAGUAUACUGUGGAAAAUAUACCUGAGUGUAACGAGGAAACGGUAAAGGCUAAUUUAAACAACGCAUUAGACAAGUAUGCAAGUAUUAAGGAAGAUAUUGAUAAGAUUGCAAAAGCUUGGUGUUAUACAGUUAAGGGGAGAGCAGGAGAAGAACUGAAUAAUGAUUUAUAUUACCUCUUCUAUUAUUGGCUAGGAGGUAUAGUGUGGAAGAAGGGCGAAAGUAAUACCUUCCCAGUAGUUAUGAAUGCCAUUUAUUCUGCAUUGUGGGGGGUGCUUCAUAAAAUUAGUGCUACACCUAUGUGCACUAAUAUUGACCAAGGUAAGUUCAACCAAAUGAAAAAAGUAUUCAAUUACUACUAUGACUAUUCAACUAUAACAGAGUGCAUAGAAAGUUCCCCGGCGUCAGGACCCAAUUGUACUGACAAAUAUUCAGAUUAUCUGGACAAAGCUGAUGCUGCAUAUGGGGGAAUGGAGAAAUAUUGUGGACCAGGUAAUAAUUUAAAUAGGACAUGUUGUACUUAUUUUAAGAAAAUUUCCAAUCAGAGUGAUGGCAACAGUAUUCUCAAGCCAUUAGAAUUGAAAUCUAAAUUAGAACCUUUAAGAAGGGAGCGUUCUCUCGAAUUAGGUCCAUUACCUACAGCAGAUGGGGCAACCUCCUCUGGAGGCGCCACCCCAGCCAUCAUCUCCUCCACAGCUGCACUAAUAGGUUUACCAAUGGCUGCUUUCUUUCUGUACAAAGUAAUUAGCACAAUAUGA